Funneliformis caledonium is the source of this 384-nucleotide messenger RNA. The record is from the annotation of a GenBank genome assembly. Lineage: Eukaryota; Fungi; Glomeromycota; Glomeromycetes; Glomerales; Glomeraceae.
AUGUCGUUGAAAUAUUUUAUAGAAAAUGAAUUUAUUAUUGAAUAUCAUCCAUCAUCAUGCUAUACAAGCCGAGAAAUAGAUUAUUCGGCAGAAUUGGGGAGAUUUUUAAUAGAAGACUUUUCAUCUAGUAAUUUUGUAGAAUUUAACGAUGCCUUGGCAAAAAAUAACUUAGCAGAGUCAAUGGAAGACUCUUCAUCUAAAACAAUUAUUAAUUAUGCAGAGGUUUUGACAACAGAAUAUUCAGAUUAUUUAAUGGAAGAUUUAAAUAUAGAACAUCUAGAAGAGGAUGAGCUUGAAAAACGAGUACUUUAUUUUAGUAAAAGGUUGGAUUUCUAUACCAAGCAAUUAAAUGAUAAAAAGACUCGUAAAAUCAAUGUUAACUAG